AAUUUUUUUCGACAGUUAUGCUCUAGAACUCUAAAUGUAAAAGAUAUGGAGGAUGCUCAAAAUAAUUUAAUUCUGUUAUUGUGCAAGAUGGAAUUGAUUUUUCCUCCAGCUUUUUUUGACAUAAUGAUACAUUUGGUAUUGCAUUUGCCUGAAGAAGCGAUAUUGGGUGGCCCGGUCUUUAUGAAAUGGAUGUAUCCUUUUGAAAGGUACAUGAAAAAAUUGAAGAAUUAUGUGGGAAAUAAGGCACGUCCUGAAGGAUCGAUUGCAGAAGGUUAUGUUGCUGAUGAGGCAGUAACCUUUUGUUCAAUGUACUUUAAAGGGUGUGAAACAAGAUUUAAUCGGCUUGAUCGAAAUGAAGAUGCCCCUUCUGUUUGUCGCUAUCUCUCAGUUUUUAAUUCUCAAUCUCGUCCUUUAACUAGCGGACUUAUCAAGCCUCUUGAUCAUAUCAGUCGUGAAAAAGCUGAGUGGUACAUUCUUCAAAAUUCUCCUGAAAUCCAAGCUUACUUAGAGUAAGUUUGUUACAUUUUUAUAAAUUAUUUUAUUAAAUUUUCAGUUUUUAUUUUCUAUCUCCCUCUAUUGUAUCUUGACAUUAUCAUACUUCACAGUGAACAUUUGGACAAGAUCAGGCAUGAAUAUCCUAAUGGUAAUCACGAAGUCUUGCAUAGGCAAACUUUCCGUCCGUGGUUUCAUAAGAAGGUAUACCGACAAAAUUGUAAAGUUUUAAUACAAUCAUUUAUAUUCCUCUAAUAUUAAUACAUUUUAUGUAUUUAGAUAUAUGAGUUGCACAAGCUUGGAACUUUACAAAAUGGUGAUGAGUUACUCGCUCUCGCUUCCGGGUCCGAUUACUUAGCAACUUUUUACGAAGGUUGUGUAGUGAAUGGUGUUCGGUUUAUUGCAUCAAAGCGAGACCAAAAGCGGAAGACACAAAAUAGUGGUGUUACUGUUGCUGGAACUGAAGGGUUUAAUUAUUACGGCACACUUGAAGAUGUAAUCACUAUAUCUUAUACUUGUGCAUAUACAGUGUCUUUGUUUGAAUGUAAAUGGUAUAACACUAAUCCAUUAAGAAAGAAGACAAUCACUGAAAAUAAUAUAACUAGUAUAAAUACUCGUGGAUAUUGGUAUCAAGAUGAACCGUACAUCCUUGCUAACCAGGCGAAGCAAGUUUUCUAUCUUGAAGAUCCACUCAGAGGUCGCGAUUGGAAGGUUGUUGAAGAUAUUAGCCAUCGACAAAUUUGGGACAUUACUGACAACGAAGAUGAGACUGAUGUAGAUGUUGUCAGUGAUUCUAACUCUGCCAAUUUUGUGUUGACGGUUGAUCUUGGAGAGUUGAUUAUGCAAUCGAAUGAACCUCCAGUAAUUGUUGAAUCGUCCGAUCAGUUAGUGGAUUCUGAGAUAGAGAAUAAUGAACUUGAUGAAAAUUAUGUUGCUGAAGAAGUAGAUGAUUUACUAGUUGAACAUGUAGAGGAUGAAAAUGUAAACUUAGUGAAUGAUGGAAAUGAUAGUGAUUCUUCAGUGUAACUUUUAUUUUGUAAACAUUUGUUAAUAAAAUUUUUUACAAUUAAAGGAAUAUUUAAUUUCUUUCGUAUUAACAUUUUAAAUACUUAUAUUUCAAUUAUGUGUUUCACAUUUGUGAAUUCUUACAUUUUUUUCCGUCUUCAAAGUAAAGUAAAAUGUCAGCUACGUUAGCGACAUACCACGGUGGGGAUGGUGAUGGCAGGGAUCCCCCUGAUCCUUCUAGGGUACCGUCGUCUUGCGAAGCAGGUUUUCAUAUUUUUUGAAAUCUACAAUUGUUCUGAAUAUAAAUAGUGAAUGUAUGAUUUACUAAUAAAAUUAUUUUUCCCUCGAAUAUAUAUAGUUCCACCUCCGGUCAGAAAGGGUCGUGGGGUUGCCGCAAAUGCUAAUCUCGAAAAAAAAAGGAGAGAAGCUGGUAAGCCCUUACCGGUGGAGGUAGAUCUUGAAACCGGCAAAGUUGUUGGCACUGAAGCAAGAAAUUAUGUUCGAUUUCUUGGCCAACAAGUGAGCAUGUUGUGCCCGGGUGGUCAUCUAAAUUUUUCCGAUGUACCCCAACAAUACAAGGAUCAAGUGCUCAAUCGAAUUAGAGUGAGUGAUUUUUAAUUAUUAAAGGUUGUAAUAAUUUUAUGUCCUCAUUUAUAAAUUAACAUAAUUUUAAAUUAUUUUAUUACAUAGUACUAUUUUGAUAUCGAUGGGAAUCCCCAUCGAGACCUACUUAUGGGGGCUUUAUAUUCGGUGAUGGCGGAGCGGUAUAGUGAGCAAAAGACGCUCAGACACAAGCAUUUCAAACAACAUUACAAAAAACCAGAAGAUUGGGACACAGUUCUCAAAUUCCCCCCUGGCUACUUGAAUACCGAGACUUGGAAACCGGUUUGCGAAUUGUUCGUUAGCGAGGCAUUUUUGAAUCGUUCAACUAAAAAUAAGUCGAAUCGGCAACUAAUGAAAUAUCCAACAACGCAAGGCACAAAAUCGUUGGCGUCCAUACGCCACGGAAUGGGGGGUCCUCCUGGAGAGCAUGUAGUUGAAGCAUGGAAGGAGAUCCAUGUGAAAAAACCGUCUGGAACUUUCGUUAAUGAAUUAGCUGCAAAAGAUUAUGAGGAACUGAUCAAGGAGCUUGAUAGGAAGCGACUGGAACGACAAUCCCAGAGCGAUACUGGGACUGAAUCUGAAUCUGAUACUGGUUAUCAGUUUGACGUUAUGGAAACAGUUCUAGGCCAAAGAUCUGACUAUCAAAGAGGCGUGGGUAAAAGGCUCAAGGGCAAAGGAAAGAAACCAAUCCCUCAAACUCAAUCAACGGUGCCUCCCCAACCAACUACUGAAAUGAUGAGCACUGUGGCAGAUAUAUUCUCAGCUAUGCGUGCCACUUGGGGGGUAAUUUGACGCCUGAACAACGUGCCCAAAUAUUUAACCCACGCUUUGACAAUUUCAUUCAAACGUAUAGUCAGUCGCAGUCGCCUGGUGGUUCGUCUUCUCAGAGUCAUGCCGCUCCUCCGGAACAGCAACAACAACCUCCUUCGCAACCACAAUUUCAGCCUUCCUCGCAACAACAAUUCCAAAAUUUGUCACAGCAGCAAUUUGAAAAUUUUUUGCAGCAGCAACCCCAAUCUUUUCCUCAGCAGUUUCCUCAGCAGCAACCACAGUCUGCUCCGCCAAUGGGGAAUCAGUUCUUAUACCGAACACCGUCAGAGUCUCCUCCGCUCGGCUCAAACUUUGCUGAUUUUGGAUUAUUCGGGAGUUCAUCGCAGGAGAACCAAUUUUUUUCAACUCCCAUUUUCAACCAAGCUGAGCUCGGUAAUUUGACGCUGGGUUUAUCAUCAGACCAAGCGUAUGUGCCUUCUCCGCCACGGGCUUCGGGGACUCGUACCGAAAAUAAUCCAGAUCAAGACUUCAUAAUU
Messenger RNA from Cannabis sativa, 3407 nucleotides. RefSeq lists its product as uncharacterized. NCBI's taxonomy places the organism in Eukaryota, Viridiplantae, Streptophyta, Magnoliopsida, Rosales, Cannabaceae. The transcript has 3 exons. The record is from RefSeq and is a predicted model, not a curated record. Bases 2230 to 2892 code for a protein of 220 amino acids.